Cetraspora pellucida is the source of this 472-nucleotide messenger RNA. Lineage: Eukaryota; Fungi; Glomeromycota; Glomeromycetes; Diversisporales; Gigasporaceae. The record is from the annotation of a GenBank genome assembly.
UAUACCUGAAGGUAGUUCUAGCAUGAAACAACCUCCUAAACCCAACCUUAAGGAUCUUCAACUUGUACCUAUUGAUAAGAUUGUAAGAUGUUUGUUCAAAAUUAAUGAAAUCAAUGGGCUUCAACUGUGUGGGCAUUUAAUGGGAUCAACAGAUACUUCAACAGGCAUGAAAUCUUACAAACUUCAACAACAGCAAUCUAAACAAAAAAACAUUGAUGAAGUGUUUCAAAGAAUAGCUGCAAAUGAUCCUAAGCCUUUUGCUGAAGUGACUGAAUUAUUGGGAGGCAGCAAAUAUGCCAUGAUCAGUUUUAUGUAUAGUGCAAUUGCCAUAAUUGAGCAAGAACUUCUUUCAUUUAGUAAAACUUCAGAUAUGGAUUUUGAUUCUGCUGAUGAUGUUUUUGAAGACGAUGUUAUUUAUAAAGAUAAAGAUGGAGUACAAAAAGACUGUGCAUCAAAUGAAAAGCAGCAUUGA